GCGCGAGCGAGGGAGGCGGGGGAGAGCAGAGGAGGGGGGAGGGGGCGCUGACAGGGCUCUGCUGAGCCGGGCCCGGCCCGCGCCUGCCGCCGCCAGAGCCCGGCCGCCCGCAGGAGGGAGGGAGGGAAGGAAGCGAGGAGAGCCAUGGCCGAGCCCUCGCCUUCCUCCAGCUCCGGCGGCGCGUCUGUGCCGCUCAUUGAAUCAGAGCUCUACUUCCUCAUAGCUCGGUUCCUGACCACCGGGCCCUGCAGGAGAGCGCUGGAGGUGCUGGUGCAGGAGCUGGAGCAGCAUCAGUUACUUCCUAAACGGUUGGAUUGGGAAGGAAAUGAACAUUACAGAAGUUACGAAGAAUUGGUGCUAUCCAACAAACAUGUGGCUCCAGACCAUUUAUUACAAAUUUGCAAGCGUAUUGGCCCGAUACUGGAUAAAGAGAUACCACCCAGCAUUUCGAGAGUGAAUUCCUUGCUUGGUGCAGGGAGACAGUCCUUGUUACGUACAGCAAAAGAUUGCAGGAACACUGUUUGGAAGGGCUCUGCAUUUGCUGCUCUUCAUAGAGGAAGACCUCCUGAAGUUCCUGUAAACUAUGGCACACCACCAAAUCUUGUGGAAGUAUAUCGAGCAAAGCAAUUAACUGGAUAUGCAAAGUUCAGUACUUCGUUUCCAGGAAGUAUGUAUCAGCACGUAAAGAUGCACAGACGGAUUCUUGGCCAUCUUUCUGCUGUGUAUUGUGUUGCAUUCGAUAGGACUGGACAUAGAAUAUUUACUGGUUCAGAUGACUGUCUGGUAAAGAUCUGGUCAACUCAUAAUGGCAGGUUAUUUGCCACAUUACGUGGACAUUCAGCAGAGAUUUCUGAUAUGGCUGUCAAUUAUGAGAACACUAUGAUUGCAGCUGGAAGCUGUGAUAAAAUGAUCAGAGUGUGGUGUCUGAGGACUUGCGCACCAGUUGCUGUCCUCCACGGACACACAGGGUCCAUUACCUCAUUACAGUUUAGUCCAAUGGUAAAAGGCUCCAUGCGUUACAUGGUCUCUACGGGUGCAGAUGGAACUGUUUGCUUUUGGCAAUGGGAUACAGAUUCCAUGAAAUUCAACAAUCGGCCAGUGAAAUUCACAGAGAAGCCUAGACCAGGAGUUCAGAUGCUUUGUUCUUCAUUCAGCGUAGGUGGCAUGUUUUUAGCAACUGGCAGUACUGACCAUGUUAUAAGGAUGUAUUUUUUUGGCUCCGAAACACCUGAGAAAAUAGCUGAAUUGGAGAGUCAUGCUGACAAAGUUGACAGCAUUCAGUUUUCUAACAGUGGUGAUAGGUUCAUAAGUGGCAGUAGAGAUGGAACAGCUCGGAUCUGGCGUUUUGAACAAGCAGAAUGGAGGAGUAUUUUGUUGGAUAUGUCCGAUCGAUUACCAGGUGACACGUGUUCAGAAGAGGACAAAUUUAUGAAGCCAAAAGUAACCAUGAUAGCUUGGAACCAAAAUGAUAACUAUGUUGUUACGGCUGUAAAUAAUCAUCUGCUCAAAGUCUGGAAUUCCUCUACAGGGCAACUGCUUCAUGAUUUGGUGGGGCAUGCGGAUGAAGUAUUUGUCUUGGAGACCCAUCCUUUUGAUUCCAGGAUAAUGUUAUCUGCAGGUCACGACGGCAACAUCUUCAUAUGGGACAUUACAAAAGGCACAAAAACAAAGCAUUAUUUUAACAUGAUUGAAGGCCAAGGACACGGUGCUGUUUUUGACUGUAAAUUUUCACCAGAUGGGCAACAUUUUGCAUGUACAGAUUCUCAUGGGCAUCUGUUGAUAUUUGGUUUUGGCUGUAGCAGGCCUUAUGAAAAGAUUCCUGAUCAGAUGUUCUUCCACACUGACUAUCGGCCACUUAUUCGAGACUCUAACAAUUAUGUCCUAGAUGAGCAGACUCAACAGGCUCCUCAUCUCAUGCCCCCUCCCUUCUUAGUAGAUGUGGAUGGAAACCCUCAUCCAACAAGAUAUCAAAGAUUGGUGCCAGGAAGAGAGAAUUGUGCAGAUGAACAUUUGAUUCCUCAACUUGGAUAUGUAGCAACAAGUGAUGGAGAAGUGGUUGAACAAGUUAUAGGCCAACAGACGGUUGAUCAGGAUGAACAAGGCAUGGAGCCCAGCAUUCUUGAUGGCAUGAUUAGACAAUUACAGCUACAACAAGAUCAAAGAAUUGGAGCAGAUCAAGAAUCUGCUUCAGGUGGCCCACAGAAUGAAGGAACGCCUAGAAGAGUUUUUAGAAGACCAAGUCUGGACAUCCAGUCUCCUCCCAAUAUCGGUCUGCGCCGUAGUGGGCAAGUUGAAGGUGUGCGUCAGAUGCAUCAAAAUGCUCCACGAAGCCAGAUGGCUACUGAGCGAGACCUUCAGGCUUGGAGACGAAGAGUUGUUGUACCAGAAAUACCACCAAGCUUACUCAGGAAGCAGGAAGAAUAUCGAACUGCAAAAGGGGAAGAAGAGAGAGAUCUUUAUGCGGCAGAGAAGAAAAGAAAGUCAUUCCAGUCAUUCGAAAAGAGUGACUCCGAGUCUUCAUUAAUACAGUCUAAGCGUAGACUGCAUAGACGGAAAUAUCCAAAUUACCGAACACGGAAUAACAUUGAACAGCUUGACUCUUCUGAUGAGGAGAGAGAGGACUGCCUUGGUUUGAUGGAGCAGGAAGCUGAAGAAAGUGAGGGCUCUGGCUCAUCUGAUGAAGAGGAAGAAUGGAGAAGUGACAAGAAAAGCAACACUAAUAGCUCUAGUGAUUCUUCAAGCAGGUACUCUGACUGGAUCGCUGAUGCAGGGAUUAACCUGCAACCUCCUGUACGGACUUCUCGGCGGAAAGCUAUCAGAUACUGCAGUACUUCAGAAGAUGAAGUGUCAGCAGAGAAAUCAUCUCCUCCAAAGAGAAGAAGAAGAAAAAGGAGAAAAAAGCCCAGACCAAAAAAGCAGGAGGGGGCUAAUGCUCCAUCAGAACCAGUAAACUCGGAACUGUCAUAUGACUGGCAUCCUCCAGUUUGGAUAACAGACACAGCUCUUCGGAGAUCUCCAUUUGUCCCUCAGAUGGGUGAUGAGGUAAUAUAUUUUCGACAAGGACAUGAAGCUUACAUUGAAGCAGUUAGAAGAAAUAACAUUUAUGAACUGAAUCCCCACAAGGAGCCUUGGAGAAAAGUAGUCCUUAGGGAUCAGGAGUUGGUAAAAAUUGUUGGAAUUAGAUACGAGGUUGGUCCUCCCACAUUGUGUUGCCUCAAGCUUGCCUUUAUAGAUCAUGCCACUGGAAAACAUACGGACAAAUCAUUCUCCAUCAAAUACCAUGAUAUGCCAGAUGUUAUUGACUUCCUUAUAUUACGUCAGUUCUAUGAUGAAGCACGGCAAAGGAACUGGCAAGCCUCUGACAGGUUCCGAUCCAUUAUUGAUGAUGCAUGGUGGUUUGGAACAGUGCUGGGUCAAGAACCGUAUCAGCCUCAAUAUCCAGAUAGUCAUUUUCAGUGUUACAGUGUAAAAUGGGACAACGGUGAAGUUGAAAAGCUUAGUCCAUGGGACAUGGAACCAAUAUCUGAGAAUGUUGACCAGCCCGAAGAAUUAGGAGCUAGUGUUUCCGUGACUUUUGAAGAAAUGGAGAAGCUACUAUACAAACCCCAAGAAGGGGAGUGGGGGAUGCGGUCUCGUGACGAAGCUUGUGAACGGAUUAUCAGCGGUAUUGAUCAGCUUCUGACUCUCGACAUUUCAGCAGCUUUUGCUGGUCCAGUUGACCUGUGUACAUAUCCCAAGUACUGUACAGUGAUCGCUUACCCAACAGACCUGAACACUAUUCGAACAAGACUGGCUAACCGAUUUUACAGGAGAAUCUCUGCAUUGGUUUGGGAAGUAAGAUACAUUGAAAGCAAUGCCAGGACCUUCAAUGAACCUGGGAGUGCUAUUGCUAGAGCUGCAAAAAAGAUCACUACGCAGCUCUUAAAAUUUAUCAAUGAUCAAGACUGUACAAACAUUUUUGAACUAUGUAGCACAACAGAUGAUGAACAAGAUUGUCUUGAUGACGAUGAUCUGGAUGAUGAAAAAUGUCGUCCGAGAACGUCAUAUAGGAGGAGAAGAGGACGGGGGAAAAAAGGAAAAGGCAUUAAAAAUGGCUAUGAUGAAAACUGUUGGAAAAAGCAGUGUAUGGAACUCGUGAACUUAAUUUUCCAGUGUGAAGAUUCUGAACCUUUUAGGCAGCCGGUUGAUUUGGAUCAAUAUCCUGAUUACAGACAUAUUAUAGACACUCCAAUGGACUUUGGUACAGUGAAAGAAACUCUGGAAGCUGGAAAUUAUGACACUCCAAUGGAACUGUGCAAAGAUAUAAGACUAAUAUUUAGUAAUGCCAAGUCUUAUACUCCAAACAAAAAGUCAAAGAUUUACAGUAUGACCUUGAGAUUGUCAGCGUUAUUUGAAGAGAAAAUAAGAAGAAUUGUUUCAGAUUUCAAAAAUGGUCAAAAACAGAAUGAAAAACUAAGAAGAAACCAGAGGUAUACUAGAAGAUUUCAGAAUCAAAGCUCGACGCAGCAACCUACCAAAAUGCUCAGCAGAAAUGUGAAGCAGAAACCAUUAAAGUCUCAGGCAAAAAUUGAAUCUGAGCAGGAAGAUGUUUUUAGUCAACCUACCUCAAGCAGAGCAGCCUGUGUUGCAAGCCAUAAAACAAAUGCUAGUAAUUACAACCAUAGUUCCUCUGGUGAAUCCUCUGAUUCUGUAUGCCUGGCAUCUUUUGAAAGGAAUGGAAAAGCUAGAUCUACAACACUAACAAACUGUUCUGCACUGUCAUCAGAAAGUGAAAUAGAAGGUUCUUUAGCUUCUUCAUCUACAUCCUCUUCAUCUUCAUCCUCUACAAGUAGCUCGGAAGAGAGCAAAGAAAGCUCUGUUGCUCUUGUGUCACCUCCACUACACAACGGUGUAUGUAGGAGAAAGAACAUCAACUGUAGGAUAACUAGGAAUCGAGCUGCUCAAAGAAAACAAACAGGAACACUUCUGCAGGAGAAUGGGAAUACAAGAAAAACUGUCAGGAAAAGGUUAUAUGGAAGUGAUUCUGAAAAUACUUCAGUGGUGACAUCUGAGUCUCUGAGUAAUAGUACUGGUAGACACAGAAAAAUUCCACGCAGAAGUGCUACUGUGGCUGCUAAUAAGUUAAGGCUAAUGAGUGAUGUGGAAGAAGAGGUUUCAAGCUCAGAAAGUAUUGGUAUUGGGUGCAAAAACAGGAAACUGCCUCACCGAAAUGCCUCAGCUGCAGCCAGGCGAAUGUUGCUGGAGGGGUCUGAGGAUGACGUAGGUGUGAAGUCUGAAAGUGAAAAAGAAAAUGAAGAGCAGCUUACCAAGAGGAAAAAUCUUUCUCUCCCUGGUUCAUCUGCUCCACGAAGAAAAUUUGUUAGUGAAUCUGAAAAUGGAAGUUCGGAUUCUGAGAUAGACAUGCAGGUGAAACAGAAAACCUGGCAAAGCAAUGGCCACAGACAGUUACGUGGGACACUCCAUUCUGCAUCUCCCAAAGUGAGAAGUCCCACGCAAGACUCUUCGGAAGAUGAUUCCAAAAGCCAUAAUUCAGAGGGUGGGAGCAGUCAAAAAGCUGAUGAGUCAACGUCUGCACAUAAGCUUGCAGUGAGCAACUCUGAGGAUGAAGUGUAUUCUGAAUCAGAUAGGUGGAAUGACAAAAAAAUGACUAGUCUGCAGAUUGUUGCUCCCUUAAAGAAAGCAAAAGUCUUGAGUGAUUUAGAGGACACGGCAGAAUCUGAAGCAGAAGGCAGAGAGAAUGGGAGAAGUUUUGUUUCAGAGACUUUGGUGCCGUCUAGAAUUGCAGGGAAUUCAAAAUCUGGACCUGGUACCAGUUACAACUCUUCUGAUACAGAAUCUGAAACAAAUUCUAAUAACAGUAAUUAUUGUGACACUUCUACAAAAACAAGAAAGAGGAGAAGGAAAGGAAAAACAAAAAUCUUCAGAAAAGAAUCAACGUCUGAGAAGACUGGACAAAGUGGAAAAGUGCUCAGGAGCCGGACAUGUAUCAUUAACUACAAGAAACAUACAAAGCUGUCUAAUGUGAUGGAGAAAAAAAAUCCACGAAGGUGUGCCACUUUGGCGGCUAAUAAGAUAAAGAUAAUGAGUGAUACAAAGGAAGAGUUAUCAAGCUCAGAAAGUGUUUACACAGUGAAAAAGAACAGAAGGCAGCUUCAUGGCGGUGUAUCUGCAGCAUCCAGGAAGAAACUGAUCAGCAGCUCGGAGGUAGAUGUUAGCUUAAUGUCUGAAAAUGAGAAAGAACAGUGUUCUGGCAGAAAAAAGCUUUCUUGCCCUGAAUCAUCUGCUCCUAAGAGAAAAUAUAUUAGUGAGUCUGAAAACGAAAAAACAGAAUCUGAGGUGGAGGUAGAAGUGACUCAGAAGCAGAAUGAUGGUAACAACAAGCAGACACACAGAACUGUCCGUGCUGCAGCUCUUAAAAACACGUGCCACUCUUCAGGGGAGGAUUCCACAAACCACAAGGUAGAAAACGGGAGAAACUGGAGAACUUCUGGUCAGUCAACUUCAGCUCACAACCAUCAUAUGAGCAACUCUGAGGAGGAGGUGGAUUCUGCGUUAGGUAAACGUGAAACUAAAAAUAUGAGACAAGUACCAAAAAGAAAGUCUAGAGCUCGCUUCAAAAGAUCAAAAUUAUCAGAUGACUUAAAAGAAACACCAGAAUCUGAAAUGGGGGGGAAGAAAGAUGAAAAAAGCUCAGUAUCGGAGAACAUGGAAACACCUGAGACUGCAGGAAGCUCAAAAGCCAGUUUCAAUUGUUCUUCUGAUUCAGACUCUGGAACUGAUAACAGUAUCUACAGUGAUGCCACAGAAACAAAAAAGAGAAAAAGAAAAACAGACGUCAUUAGAAAAGAAACUUCCAAUUUGUCUAAGCCUUCCAGAAGACCCCAGCGAAGGAAACGUUGGAAACCUAAUCAAGAAAAUGACUCUGAAGAUUUGGAUUACACCAAAUAUAGAAGAGCUAAUCGGCGUUCUAAGAUAAGAACUCGAAAUAGGGGUAGACGGACUGUGAGAUACGACGAUUGUGACGAUGACGACGACGAUGACAGAGGUUUAGGUGACGUAGUUUGUGAAACGUAACCUUAAGAGGAAAAGCCAGCCCACUUUUUUUUUUUAUUAUGGUAAUAGCACUAGAACUCACGACGGAUGCUGGCUCUUCCUUGUCCUACAUUUCAGGGAAUAUAUUUAUAUUUUUCUAUGAAAAAGUUAUGAAUGUGAUUAGAUCAUGACUUUCUUCUUUUCAUAUUUUGACUUGCACUUGCCUGCCCAUGUAGCAGCAUUUAGCACAGAUGCCAAAAUGUGCCUCAUUAUAGGGGCAAUUUUUUUGUCUUUACUGGUAUUUUAUUACAUAUAACAAGAGUUUAAAAAAAACAAAGUUAAAACACUGCGCAACAGGUUAAUAGCAGUAUGUUGAGUAUUAUUGUUAUGGGUGCUGCAAUGGAAUACUACCUAGGUCAUACAACAUUCAAGAACAGAUUUCAAACAUCUCUAAUGCUGUAUGAAAUCAUAUACAAUAUUAACAGGCUUAUAAAUAAUAAUGUACACUAUAAAAAUCCGGUGGAUGCUAGUGUUGCAUCAAAAGCAUAAUGAGCAGUCACUAAGGUAACAACAUUACAGCUUGUAUUAGUACAGAUGCUAAAUGUUCUGUACAUUCGUAAUUGAAAACAUACGACUAGAACCAGUUACCAGUGAAAAAUUUGCCAAUUAAAAAGGCAUAUUGGUGCUGGUGAAGAGAGUUUAUGCUGACAGGUAGUACUAUCAUUAAUGUGACUUCUAUCCUGUAAACUAAACUUAAGAAUAUGAAAUGCAGGUGAACUCUUGGGCCUAAGGGUUUUUGUGUGUUUUCUUUAUAAAAUAGAAAAACCAACAAAACACUUGUUCUGUUUUUUUUAUGCGUGAAAAGUUUGAGGUGCAGGAUUCUUACAUUCCAGACCUUUUUGCUAUAUCUCUGUUCUUCCAUAUUUAAACUUCUAAGUGCUUUAACGUUAGAUUUUUGCGUUGAUUAAACAUAUCAGUUUGGACUGUUGCAGUAUAUCUACCGAUUUUUGAAAUGCUUGAGGUGGCUCCUGUUGUCAAGAAAUAAUUGUUGCAUAGGAGAUCAGAGAAAAUUUCUCCAGGGAAAAAAUGUAUAAAUUCUUGGUUGGUCUGUGUAUCAAACGAGAAUGUGUAGCACCUCUAAAUUCUUCCCUUGCUUUUUCCUGGAGCUGUGCUGGCUGAAGCCACCAGGUCACUGCCUUCAAUCCAACAUGAGGUGCUUGGCAAUCUCAGCUCCUGUCCCACUCUGCUAUAGGUUUUCCUGCCUCUCCUCUGCUGGUUCAGUUUCUCACACAGCUGAUGUAUGCAAUUCCUGAUCUCCUUGUUCAAUAGGGGAUACGGUAGUGUUAGAUCUGUCCUAGCUCAGCUCAUUUUAACUGAACUAGCAAGCUUGUGAGUUAGUUUUCUAGCAGAUUAGACAGGUGAUAGUAUCUGGAAGGGCUUUGGGGGGAAAAAAAAUGUUAGUGCAGCUUUAUAAUCAGACUUAUUAACAAGUGCUUAUGCAAAUGGCAGUGAAGUAAUGGAAAAAGGAGGACCAAGUGCUGUCUACCAGCAGUUAUUGAGAACCACGUCUCCAGCAGUCGUGCUGACAUUGUGCCAAAAGGUGCAUUGACCAUCACAGCAUUUUGGAUCUAGAAUGUCAUCUCGGUAUAGAGAAGUACUAUUUUUUUUCCUUAAAACUUCUGUAUGAAGUCCAAGAUUAACCUAGUUUAUGUCAUUCUUGCCCCAGGAAUUUUCUUUAUUUAGUGCAUAGUCUUUAAUAUAAUAGCAGAAUUUUGUACAUUCAAUGUACAUGUUUAUUUGAAAUCUUUAAGUUGGUUUAUAAAAUAUGAACACAGUUGUGUUUAGUGAUGAAACCUGACUCUUCAAAGUGGCUUUGUGUGUUUUAUCUCUUAUCAGUAUCUCUGUUAAAAAGAACAAGUCAACUGGUAUUUUUGUGUUAUCCAUAAAUUGAGUACUUUGUUUAGCAGCUGCUUAUGAGUAAUGUUCUAUGAAAUAUAACUUCCAAUAUAGGGGUAAAAACUGGUAUAAGAGCUUUUAUAAGUGAUCAUCACAAGUUUUAUUAAGUUCAAACAGCUAAAAUUGGGCUGCUAGGUUUGUAUUUAUAAUUCAGCCUUAGAUUUAAAAAGAAGUUUUUCUUUCUUGCCAUUCAGAUGCUGUAUUCUCUGUCAUACUGCACUCAUGCACUGUAUGUUCGUGAUGAUCCCAGACCGCUGAGAGCAGAUUCUGGCCUCUGUAUUCCUCUGUCCGAGAGGAAAUUACUAGCUUAGGGGUCGUAACACUUUCUUUUGUAAGCAAAGCAAAUACUGUUUUGUAUUUCUUGUUUUUAUACCCAGAUUGCGGAGCCAGGAGGAGGGGAGACAAUUAAACGGUAAAGGGAUUUUUGUUGCUCUUUCACCCCCUAUGAGUUUGGAUGUAUUUAUUUAUUUAUUUGUGAAUGGGGCACGGUUACUCUGAGAACUGGGUCUCCUGAGUCUUGCAGAGAGCCCCCCUUGCCCUCUUCCUGGUGACCGCAAUCAUUCAACACUAUUUAUUUGGUCUAGCUGUACUCAGGGAAGUAAAGUGAUUUAAGUAGACCUGGAAAAAAAAAAAGUAGUAUCUUUAUUUAAAGCUGCUUAAUGUGUGAUGCCGGUUUUCUGUGUUUUGGGUGUUUUUUGUUUUGUUUUGUUUUGUUGCUUUUUAAAGCAGGACCUGACUAGGCUAACAGCACCAACAGCGGGCAAUACCAAAAGCGCAGGCCAAAAGCGUUAGGCGAAAAUCACUCUUAGUCCCGAAGACUUGCGCUGUACAUGUAGACGCGGACCAAAGUAAAGCUAUACAUCUC
Molecule: messenger RNA, 9853 nt
Organism: Cygnus atratus (black swan)
Lineage: Eukaryota; Metazoa; Chordata; Aves; Anseriformes; Anatidae
Gene: BRWD1
Product: bromodomain and WD repeat domain containing 1
Exons: 41
Coding region: 145-7074 (2309 amino acids)
Biological process (GO): regulation of cell shape; regulation of transcription by RNA polymerase II; cytoskeleton organization
Cellular component (GO): nucleus
Molecular function (GO): protein binding
Source: RefSeq, a predicted model, not a curated record